AUGUCAGACAAAGAGGGAGAAACUGCUUUGUAUAACGACAGGGAGGAAGAGGCCAGACAAUUUUUCAGUGAUUCUGCAGAACCACAAGCACAGGAGGAAUUUAAUGAGAUGCCGGCUAAUGACAACGGAGACAACAACAAUGACGAAGGCGAAGACGACGACGAUGAAAACAUUUAUUCCAUAAAGGCGCAUAAAAUAACAGGAGACGAUGAAAGUAAUAGAGAAGUUACCAAAAAGAAGAACGUUAGGAAAAUCAAAAGACACGAUGAGCUUAGAAAUGAAAGAGAUGAACAAGGAUUUGUUCCAGUGGGAGAAAAUCCAGAAGAUGGAGGCAUCGAUUAUAGUAAUGAAGAUCCACAAGCAAGAAAAAGGAGACUUUUGGAAGAGAAGAUGGAGUCUGCGAUUAAGAGCAAGUCGUCAAGACGUCGUAAGGCUGAUGAGGAUGAUUUGGAAAGAAUGCAAGAUGACAGAAUUGAUUUUUUGAAAGACCAAAUGAUUAAAGCCGCCAAUUUAGACGUGGAAAAGAAUUCACAGGGACAAAUUGCCACUGAAAAGUUGAAAUUGUUGAAAGAAGUGGUGGAUAUUUUGUCCAAAGCUGAUUUAGCUAUUUCCAUCUUGGAUAAUAACUUAUUGGAAGCGGUUAGAUUAUGGUUAGAGCCUUUGCCAGAUGCAUCAAUGCCAGCUUAUCAAAUUCAAAAGGAAUUAAUUUACUCGUUAACUGCUUUACCUAUUAAGACAGACCAUUUGAUUGCAUCAGGCAUAGGAAAGGUUUUAGUAUACUAUCAAAGAUCUAAGAGAACCGAAGCCAAUUUAAAGAAGGUGGUUGACAGAUUAAUUGGGGAUUGGACCAGGCCUAUCUUGAACAAAUCGGAUUCAUAUAAAGAUCGUACCAUCCAAUUUAACGAAUACAAUAAGAACAGGUUCACCAAUCAAUUAUCAUCAGCACGUCGUAGUAGACCAAAGGAAUCUAAGACUUUAUACGAAGAGAGUGCCGAAAGAAGAAAGAGAGCAGCUAUUCCAGCAGCUAGAACCACUGCCUAUAAGAUUGCACCAAAGGUCGAUCCAAGCUUGUUAAGAAGACAGCAAUUAAACUCUAAUGGUAACAACGAUGAAAGAUUCAAGAGAAUCAACCAGAAAUUGACUCUGAUGAACUUCAAAAAGAAGUCUACCAAAAAGUCAGGUCCUUCCAUCGAGGGAAGAAACUUGGCCAUUUAA
This is a messenger RNA of Debaryomyces fabryi, 1215 nucleotides long. RefSeq lists its product as uncharacterized. The transcript has a single exon. Gene Ontology annotation, biological process: poly(A)+ mRNA export from nucleus. Gene Ontology annotation, cellular component: nucleus. Lineage: Eukaryota; Fungi; Ascomycota; Pichiomycetes; Serinales; Debaryomycetaceae. The coding region runs from base 1 to 1215 and encodes 404 amino acids. The record is from RefSeq and is a predicted model, not a curated record.